This is a messenger RNA of Phycodurus eques (leafy seadragon), 4135 nucleotides long. It is a transcript of the gene ryk, whose product is annotated as receptor like tyrosine kinase. NCBI's taxonomy places the organism in Eukaryota, Metazoa, Chordata, Actinopteri, Syngnathiformes, Syngnathidae. Gene Ontology annotation, molecular function: ATP binding; protein kinase activity. Gene Ontology annotation, biological process: multicellular organism development; axonogenesis; positive regulation of kinase activity. The record is from RefSeq and is a predicted model, not a curated record. Gene Ontology annotation, cellular component: signaling receptor complex.
CUCCCUGUGAAAAGUGAGCUAGUGGCGGACUGGUGGUGGGGAAAGACUUGGGACGACCGUGGAGGGAGAAAACAGGCCAUUUUAGUCCCACUUCGGAACACUUUUAUUCACUUUCGACAGCCGUGGAGGCGAAAUGUGCUCGUUUUAGUGGUGUGUUGUUAUGUGCGGCGGGUGGGAACGUCGGGAAAUAUCCCAACUUCGAGCCCACAGCCAGACUGAAAAGUUAGCCAAAUUAGCUCGCCUCGGCUAAAUUAGCCCGUCGAGGACAAUAACAGGCCCGCCGGGGGGAACGAGCGAGGAGGCGAAGAGUGACGAGGAAUGUCGCGCCCCGGGAUUCGGAAGUUCACCUACGGAUGAGAAGAAGGAGACCCGGGAACGCGGACGACUACUUGCGAGCCAGAGGACCGCUGCCAUGUUGGGGUGGCUGCCGCUGCUCGGCUCCGGCGGCCCGUCCGAGCGCCGGGGAUGGCCGCACUCGGUGGUGCCGUGGCGGCGGUCGCUCGGGAGCUUCUUCCUCGGGCUGCUACUGCUGGAAGGGGCCCUCGACCUCGGCGUAUCGGUUUCAGGGCUCGACAACAGCGGCAACAACCGUAGCGUCAACAUAUACAUGAGUGUGGACGAGCUCAACAGGCUGCUGGGUCUGGAUGCAGAGCUUUAUUAUGUCCGUGACGACGUGGUGAACCACAACGCCAUGUCCUUCACGAUGCCCGUGCCCAGCGAGACCAACAACCUUCACUUCACCUGGCACUCCAAGUCCAAGGUGGACUACCGCUUAGGUUUCCACGUGGAGAACUCUCCUGCCAUGAACACACCGCAGAGCAACAUCUCCAGCCAUGGGGAGCUUCCCCGCAUUCCCUCCGUUUUUCGAGUGGACCUUUUCUGUUCGGGCAAGGUGGACGGUGAGGCUGUCGUGACGGUGCAGCUCAAUUUGACCUUGCACGGCAACAACUACACAGUGCUCAACUUCAAGAGGAGGAAAAUGUGCUACAAAGGAAUAGAUUCUGACCCAAAGAUUCCAUUUCCUUUCAACAACCACACCCUUCACACGCUUCAGCACCCCGACUACGGCGUGACUGCGCCCACCACCUCCACCCAGGUGUUCUACAUCAGCGUGAGCGUGUGCUGCAUCGUCAUUUUCCUGGUGGCCAUCAUUCUGGCCAUCCUGCACCUGCACAGCAUGAAGAGAAUGGAGAUGGAGGACAGCGUGAGCGACAGUGGAAGCUCACAGGGACUUUCUCAGCCUUCCACGCAGACCACGCAGUACCUGAGGGCCGACACACCUAACAACGCUGCCCCUGUGUCCAACAACCACCUCGGUUCCGCACCCAUUCUCCAGCUCGCUGCCUCCUCCUUCCAAAACACCGGCGCCCCCCCUCACGAAACCAAAAGCUUCCCGUCCCUGCGCAUCGAGAAGAACGACCUGAGGAGCGUAACCCUCAUGGAGGCCAAGGCCAAAGUCAAAGACAUCGCUAUCUCACGGGAGAGGGUCACACUGCGGGAGGUCCUGCAUGAAGGCACCUUUGGCCGCAUCUUUCACGGCGUGCUGCUGGACGAAAAGGACCCCGCCAAGGAAAGGCCAGUCUUUGUGAAGACUGUGAAAGAUCACGCAUCAGAGGUCCAGGUGACCAUGAUGUUGACCGAAAGCUGCAAGCUUCGCGGCCUUCAUCACAGAAACCUGCUACCCAUUAGCCACGUGUGCACGGAAGAUGGCGAGAAACCUAUGGUGCUGCUGCCCUUCAUGGCCUGGGGCAACUUAAAGCUGUUCCUGCGCCAGUGCAAGCUCGCUGAGGCGAACAACCCGCAGGCCAUCUCCCAGCAAGACCUGGUCUACAUGGCCAUCCAGAUCGCGUGCGGAAUGAGCUACCUAGCCCGCCGCGAGGUCAUCCACAAAGACCUCGCUGCCAGGAACUGCGUCAUCGACGACAACAUGCAGGUAAAGAUCACAGACAACGCCCUGGCCCGUGAUCUGUUCCCCAUGGACUACCACUGCCUGGGGGACAACGAGAACCGACCCGUGCGCUGGAUGGCGCUGGAGAGCUUGCUCGACAAUGACUUUUCCAGUGCCAGCGAUGUGUGGGCUUUUGGCGUGACGCUGUGGGAACUGAUGACUCUGGGCCAGACGCCGUACGUGGACAUUGACCCCUUCGAGAUGUCGGCCUACCUGAAGGACGGAUACAGGAUAGCACAGCCAAUCAACUGUCCCGAUGAACUGUUCGCCGUCAUGGCGUGCUGCUGGGCUCUGGACCCUGAGGAGAGACCCAAGUUCCAGCAGCUGGUCCAGUGCCUCACUGAGUUUCACGCCGCCUUGGGUGCUUACGUGUGAUCCUACUUGCCUUACCAAAGAAACCUAAAUGGAGCCUUGUGACUUUUUUCAUUUUUGUACAGUUUUUUUUUAUUAUUAUUUUAUUUUUUUUAUAAUAUAUAUAUAGCUUUUUACAGCAUAGCAAGUAUUUUUCCGUAGGAUGUUUUUCCACUUGAGAACUCUCCCGAUGGGAAUUUUUCAACUGACAUUCACGUGCCGUGUUUUAAAGGCACUUCAGCGUUCACUUCACUUGUACAUAUGUACUGUAACCACAUUAAGACGCAACAAAGCCGGUACGACAGUGAGAAACCUUUGCCGAAUUUUCUUUGUGCGCCACUUUGCUUACAUCACCAACAUUCAGCAUCUGUUACUUUCAGAUUGCUGGGAUUUUUCCAUAUUGGGGACUUGGGGGGACAAAGUCAACCUGGCAACCUUCGGAGGUAGUGUCAGAGCCAUAACAGAGGCGGGACGCCACCUGUAUAUAAGAUUGUUCCGCAGUGUGAAGUGAAGGCGAUUGAAAUGUAAAAGCCAGCAUUCGUCUGCCUGUUUUCCGACACCGAAUGGGGAGAACAAAGUCACUUUAAUUUACACAUUUCUGGAGAUAUCAGCGACGGGACGCCAUAAAUUUGCACAGCUAGUUUGUUGGGUUCUGUAAGAAAUAUGGGGGCACAUUUGUAAACCUUUUAGCAGGAUCUGUGUUUGAAAUAAACCAUGUUUGAUAUAAACCAUUGACUGUAACAACAACAAAAAAGGCAUUUCUUUUUUUUUUUUCACUGGAACGAAGUAAUUGUACGCUGUACAAGACUAAAACUGUACGGAGGUAGUCGCAGAGCCCUAACAGACGGAACAACACCUGUAUGUGUAAAGGGUAUUACUCAAUGAUGGGGCAGUAAUGUGUGUGCAUUUAGUUUGCUGGGUUCUGUGUAAAAACACGUGGAAAAAUUCCGGAUUUCCUGUUACGGGUCUGAUGUGGGUUAUUUUGCAGGUUGUCCGUGUGAAAGAGUCCAUUGACCAUAAAAGACGGCAUUUUUUCGCCAUCGCUGUUCUGUGACAGUUGACCAAGCAGUUUUCCGUCUUCUAAAGUAGCGUCAGAGCCAUAACAGAUGUGACAGCAUCCAUAUGUAAGGAUAUUCAGCUAGUUAAUUAGCUGGGUUAUGCGUACAAUAUUCACAUGCAGAUAAACUCCAGAUCCCUCUGAUGUGUUUUUUUGUGUGUUAUCUCUGUGUGAAAGAAGUUUUAAAUUCCACAAUCUCUUGUCAAGUGUACCAGCACCUUCAAAAUGUACCAGGUCACCCCCCCCCCACACACACACACACACAUUUAACGCCACCCAUCACAGGAUUUAUUCAUCUUUAUGAUGUUAUCAGCAUUGCUGUAAAAAGUCAACAUGCUUUGAUGGGGUUUGGUGUUUUUCUAGUUACUGCAUGUUGAAUGAUGUUGCUUGAAUUCAUUCAUUCAUCCAUCCGUUCUUCACCGCCUAUCCCAGCUGACUGAUCAUUCAUUCACUAUUAAAUGUUAUUUCUUUGAAAUUAGCUUUCAUUUUUUUGUCUCAAGACAAACAAAUGCGCAAUUUCCCCCUUUAUGUACACUAUGUGUGAAUAGGGUAAAAGAACUGCUGCAGACCAGAGACAUUUAGGUAAAUUUUUCAGGGUCGCUUCAAAGACUGACUUGUGCUUGUUAAUUUCGUCUCUUAGACCUUUGAAAAAGAGUUUGGGAAGAUGAUGUAACCACAGUCGUUUUCUUUUGAUGAUUCCAUGAUUUUCCAUAACACUUAGGACUCUUGAGACCUAUUUAUCGUCAGUGAGGGUUUUUACUGCAUUUAAAAUUUGGAGG